This is a messenger RNA of Dendrobium catenatum, 2386 nucleotides long. RefSeq names its product serine/threonine/tyrosine-protein kinase HT1. The transcript is spliced from 4 exons. The record is from RefSeq and is a predicted model, not a curated record. Gene Ontology annotation, molecular function: protein kinase activity; ATP binding. Gene Ontology annotation, biological process: protein phosphorylation. Lineage: Eukaryota; Viridiplantae; Streptophyta; Magnoliopsida; Asparagales; Orchidaceae. The coding region runs from base 523 to 2253 and encodes 576 amino acids.
AAAAUAAAAAUUGUAUUUUUAGUAGCUAAUCCACAUAGAGGACUAAAUCUGUACGGGUUUUAGGUUUCCAUUCGGUCUCUGGUCUCGUGCGCCGGCGGUUGGUGUGUGCUCUGCGCUAUAUAAGGUAGAAGCCGCGCCUUCUUCCCUCCGUUCUUGCCUUAAUCCUCGCAGCCUUUCUUCUUUCUAUAUGUAGCCAUUAACGCAGCUGCGCUGCUCCUUUUCUGCACCCUUUUCAAUUAAUACCAAAUAUCGUCGGUUAUAUUCCUUGGACCAGUUUUAUCUCCAGCUGUGGGAAACACGUGAAAGGGUUUGCGCUUGGCAUGUUAAGCUCUGCUAUCCCGUUGAAGGAUUGAAUUCUUUGCGAUUGCUCUCAGGUUGCUUCGUGAUGAUGUUGCAGAGAUUUUUUUAUGGGUGCUUUGUUCUUUGUUCUUUUAAAUGAUGGUUCUUCUAUAGGAAGAGGUGCGGGGCCUGGAAUUUCAUCACUUGCUUUUGGCGUUUUAGUUUUUUAGUAUUUUGGGGGCAAUGGAGAACGAGAGCUGUUCAUGGGUUACCAGGGCAAAGUUCUCUCAAAACACUUUCAUCCGUUCUGGUUCUUCUAGAUUGCUAUCCUUUAGAUUGGACUGCCAAUCUGACAGAGACUUGGACCUGAAGAAAGAAAGUUCGAGCUCAGAUUCAAUGGCAAGGGACUCUGGUUUAGGCUUCUCAAAUGCAGCUUUUAUGGCUAGUAGCUUUGUACAAUUGAGCAACACUAGCUCUGUUUCAGAAGGGAAGCCGUUGGCCACUUCUGGUAGAAAAACAGAUGGAAAAUCAGAGAGCAAGAUGAAGGAUUCAAGCCUUGUUUCUUCAGAUUCGAUUUCUUCUAAAUCCUCUCUGCAACAUGGCAGUAGCGAGUCUUCCUUGACCUUGAUGAAGGAGUCCAAUUUACAACCUGUUGGGUUCUCUUUCCAUCCCAAUCUACGCGCCACAGUAGAUACAUUGAAACUGUUUUCUUAUGCAGUUUGGUUUGAUUCCAGUAGGAAAAAAUUGGCUCAAAUGAAACGAAAAUCCAAACCAAAGCGAAGAUCUAUUUCUCCACAGCCAACCACCAUUUCUUCUGAUCUCUUUAAAGAGGCAAAAUCUCAUUCAAAGAGGUUCUCAACACCACCCCGUAGUAGAAAUAAACAAGUCAAUAAUGAGUUGAGCACUCUCCAACAAAUUUCCUUUGUGAAAGGCAUUACCAAGUUAAGGGCAAAGAAAGAGAGACCCUGGGCAAGGUAUUUUGAUAAUGGUGUAGUUAGAGUGACAGCAGUGGAGACCACAGAGAAGUGGAUUGUAAAUCUUUCUGAGUUGUAUUUUGGGGCUAGAUUUGCCUGUGGAGCUUAUAGUAGACUUUACCAUGGCAUGUAUAAGAAUCAACCAGUUGCUGUAAAACUUAUUAGAUUGCCCGAUGAAGAUGACAGUGGAGUCAUGGUGGCACGCUUAGAAAAGCAGUUCACCAGAGAGGCAACUUUUCUAUCUCAUCUUUGUCACCGCAAUGUGAUCAAGCUUGCUGGGUUUUGCAAAAAAUCUCCCGUCCUUUUCAUCAUCACUGAAUAUCUUUCUGGAGGAUCUUUGUGGGCAUUGUUGCGCAAACUUGAUCGCUCGCCACUUCCUUUGGAUAAUCUGAUUUCGAUUGCGCUAGAUGUUGCCCGGGGCAUGGAGUACAUUCAUUCACAAGGAGUUAUUCAUCGUGACUUGAAGUCAGGGAAUAUUUUGUUUGAUAAGAACUUGUGUGUAAAAAUUGCUGAUUUUGGAGUGGCAUGUGAAGAAGCAUAUUGUGAUGUUCUUGGAGAUGAAGCUGGCACUUACCGCUGGAUGGCUCCUGAAAUGAUUAAACACAAGCCUUAUGGGCGCAAAGUCGAUGUUUACAGCUUUGGGCUUCUGUUAUGGGAGAUGAUUACAGGUGCCAUUCCAUAUGAAGAAAUGACACCAGUUCAGGCAGCUUUUGCAGUUGUUAAUAAGAACUUACGGCCCGUUAUUCCGGCCGACUGUCCGGUAGCCCUGAGGAUGUUGACCGAGCAAUGUUGGUCAACACUACCAGAGAAGAGACCAGAGUUUUGGCAGAUUGUUAAGGUCCUAGAACAGUUUGAAUCUGAUCUAGUUCAUGGUGGAACACUCGAGCAAAUUCAAUUUUUAAGUCGCCAAGAUCACAAAAAAGGACAUUUAGUUUGGGUUGAAAAGCUGAGACCUUCAAAAGUUGAUAGCUUUAGCCCUCCAAAUGCCAAAAAAUUGUAAACUUCAUUCUUGUCCAUCGUUUUGAAUAGUUUUGAUGGCUUCUAAACUGUAAUUGUAUGUAUCUGCAUCUACUGAACAAAAUGUUGCUCGGUUUCAAGAAGCAUUUAGUUGGCAUCGCAUUGAUUUUUUUUUA